Ornithorhynchus anatinus (platypus) is the source of this 653-nucleotide messenger RNA. Its product is annotated as protein S100-A12-like. The transcript has 3 exons. Gene Ontology annotation, cellular component: extracellular exosome; cytoplasm. The record is from RefSeq and is a predicted model, not a curated record. Lineage: Eukaryota; Metazoa; Chordata; Mammalia; Monotremata; Ornithorhynchidae. Gene Ontology annotation, biological process: endothelial cell migration. The coding region runs from base 65 to 472 and encodes 135 amino acids. Gene Ontology annotation, molecular function: transition metal ion binding; calcium ion binding.
CCCUUAACCGAUCCCCGACAAACUCCGACCGCUCUCUCCAUCUCCACUCUCAGUUUCUGCAGAAAUGUCGGCCGCCAAAGUCAUCCAGGAAAACACCCCCGCCGAGAAGGAAAUGUUCGUCAUUAUCGACGUCUAUCACAAGUACUCCGAAAAAGGCGGCGACCGAGACGGGCUGGAGAAGGCGGAGUUCGAAGAGAUGGUCAUCCAGGAAGCCCCACACUUCUACAAGAAGGUGGUCAAGAACCGCGACGCCCUGAACAAGAUCUACAAGGAAGCCAACGUGGACGGGGACAAAAAGUUGUGCUUUAAAGAGUUCGUUAUGGUGCUGAGCCGCAUCUCCAUCGAAGCCCAUGACAGAUCCCACGAGGUAGAAAAUCCUUGCCAGGAUACGCUCCCAGGUCGGGACCGCCCCGGUCAGACCCCUACUCAAGGGCCCACUGAGGAGGGCCACGACCACGGUCACCACCACUGAGUGCGGUCGUCGAGAAGGGGAGGGGGCCGGACGAGUCCAGCUUGACCGCCCCAACACCCCUCUCCCCUCCCCACCGCCAACCCUGAAUGGAAAAAGCGAAAAUCCGGAGGCGAAACCCUCGGGGGCUGCUCCUGCCUCUGUGAUAGACACCACUAAUAAACGUUUUCCGCUUUCACGCUGA